AUGCCCCAGGUAGGUGGCAGGCCACUCAGCCGCCUGGAGAGGUCACAGUGGGGGAUGAGGAGGACAGCUUGGUCUUCACUUCCGCCUUGCCCGACAGCCUCCCACUGGGUGAGCCUGGCCAAGCCGGCAGCCUCCUGGGUGCCUGUUUCUUUUUCUGGUCCUGGCACUGCCUACCAAAGGGAAAAGAUGUUCUUCCCAGUAUGCACCUUCCCUAGUCACUGGUCCAGGGGAUCAGGGGCAGUUAGCAAAGACAGGACCCCCUCUCCAACACGGCACCAGGCCCAUAUUCUGGUGCCGCUGAAAAUCCAGCUCCGCAGGGUCCCUGACUCCUUCAGCCAGCAGAUGCCUGAAACAAGCUACCCGACCCGGGUGGGGCCUGACAUCCAGUGCUGGCCUGAGUCGUGGGGGAUGGACUCACUGCAGAAGCAGGACCUCCGGAGGCCCAAGAUCCACGGGGCAGUCCGGGCAUCUCCCUACCAGCCGCCCACAUUGGCUUCGCUGCAGCGCUUGCUGUGGGUCCAUCAGGCUGCCACACUGAACCAUAUCGAUGAGGUCUGGCCCAGCCUCUUCCUGGGAGAUGCGUACGCAGCCCGGGACAAGAGCAAGAUGAUCCAGCUGGGAAUCACCCACGUUGUGAAUGCCGCUGCGGGCAAGUUCCAGGUGGACACAGGUGCCAAAUUCUACCGUGGAAUGUCCCUGGAGUACUAUGGCAUCGAGGCAGAUGACAACCCCUUCUUCGACCUCAGUGUCUACUUUCUGCCUGUUGCUCGAUACAUCCGAGCUGCCCUCAGUGUUCCCCAAGGCCGCGUGCUGGUACACUGUGCCAUGGGGGUAAGCCGCUCUGCCACACUUGUCCUGGCCUUCCUCAUGAUCUAUGAGAACAUGACGCUGGUAGAGGCCAUCCAGACGGUGCAGGCCCACCGCAAUAUCUGCCCUAACUCAGGCUUCCUCCGGCAGCUCCAGGUUCUGGACAACCGACUGGGGCGGGAGACGGGGCGGUUCUGAUCUGGCAGGCAGCCAGGAUCCCUGACCCUUGGCCCAACCCCACCAGCCUGGCCCUGGGAACAGCAGGCUCUGCUGUUUCUAGUGACCCUGAGAUGUAAACAGCAAGUGGGGGCUGAGGCAGAGGCAGGGAUAGCUGGGUGGUGACCUCUUAGCGGGUGGAUUUCCCUGACCCAAUUCAGAGAUUCUUUAUGCAAAAGUGAGUUCAGUCCAUCUCUAUAAUAAAAU
This is a messenger RNA of Pan troglodytes (chimpanzee), 1230 nucleotides long. It is a transcript of the gene DUSP13B, whose product is annotated as dual specificity phosphatase 13B. Gene Ontology annotation, cellular component: cytoplasm. The record is from RefSeq and is marked validated. Gene Ontology annotation, molecular function: MAP kinase phosphatase activity; protein tyrosine/serine/threonine phosphatase activity. The transcript is spliced from 4 exons. The coding region runs from base 1 to 1005 and encodes 334 amino acids. Lineage: Eukaryota; Metazoa; Chordata; Mammalia; Primates; Hominidae. Gene Ontology annotation, biological process: negative regulation of MAPK cascade; protein dephosphorylation.